AUGUUUCUUCUGGAUCCUUCUGCUAUUUGCAUCGAUGUACCAUACCACUGCACUUUAUUCUCGCCUAGUCUAUGUAUCGACGAACGAAAUCAUCUGGAUUAUCUCAUUCUCGAACUUUUGAACCUACCAAUUUUGGCCGUAUGUUUGGCCACCGAUACCUUGGCAGUUGUGUGGAUGGUGUAUCCGAAAGUGUUGCACAGAGGUCGUAACGUGUUACCCACUCAAAGCGGGAACUUCAGUUAG
Molecule: messenger RNA, 243 nt
Organism: Somion occarium
Lineage: Eukaryota; Fungi; Basidiomycota; Agaricomycetes; Polyporales; Cerrenaceae
Source: the annotation of a GenBank genome assembly